UUGAGCGUGGCCAGGCCAUCUUCAGAGUCUGCAGGGUAAGGGGCACAGGGGGCAGCGACGCCGAGGACGCGAGCGCGCACCAGAGAGAGGGCGAGAAGGACACGGGGAGCCGGGUAGAGCUUUCGCGCACAGCCGCCAGCUGGCCGCUCCCCGCCCGAACCUGUCCCCAGGAACGCGUGUCACGGCUCUCAGUCCGGCCAGCGGCGCGGACAGCUCGGCGCUCGCCGCAGCGAGGCCCGGGGCGGCCCUGCAGGGACCCCCCCUCCAAGCCCGCCGGGCCGCCCGGAUGUGCACUAAAAUGGAACAGCCCUUCUACCACGACGACUCGUACGGAACAGCGGGCUACGGCCGGGCCCCUGGCGGCCUCUCUCUACACGAGUACAAACUCCUGAAACCCAGCCUGGCACUCAACCUGCCCGACCCCUACCGGAGCCUUAAGGCGAGCGGCGCGCGGGGACCCGAGGGCAGCGGCGGGAGCAGCUACUUUUCCGGACAGGGCUCGGACACGGGCGCAUCGCUCAAGCUCGCCUCGUCGGAGCUGGAGCGCCUCAUCGUCCCCAACAGCAACGGCGUGAUCACGACUACGCCCACGCCACCAGGACAGUACUUUUACCCCCGUGGGGGUGGCAGCAGCGGAGGUGCAGGGGGUGCCGGAGGAGGAGGCGUCACCGAGGAGCAGGAGGGCUUCGCAGACGGUUUUGUAAAAGCCCUGGACGACUUACACAAAAUGAACCACGUGACGCCUCCCAACGUGUCCCUGGGCGCCAGUGGGGGACCCCCGGCCGGGCCUGGCGGCGUCUACGCGGGUCCCGAGCCACCUCCGGUCUACACCAACCUCAGCAGCUACUCCUCGGCCUCUACACCCUCCGGAGGCUCCGGGUCCGCCGUCGGGACAGGGAGCUCUUAUCCGACGGCCACCAUCAGCUACCUCCCCCACGCGCCACCCUUCGCCGGCGGCCACCCUGCGCAGCUGGGCCUGGGCCGGGGCGCCGCCACCUUCAAAGAGGAACCACAGACGGUGCCGGAGGCGCGCAGCCGCGACGCCACGCCGCCCAUGUCCCCCAUCAACAUGGAAGAUCAGGAGCGCAUCAAAGUGGAGCGCAAAAGGCUGCGGAACCGGCUGGCGGCCACCAAGUGCCGGAAGCGGAAGCUGGAGCGCAUCGCGCGCCUGGAGGACAAGGUGAAGACGCUCAAGGCCGAGAACGCGGGGCUGUCGAACACGGCCGGCCUCCUCCGGGAGCAGGUGGCCCAGCUCAAACAGAAGGUCAUGACCCACGUGAGCAACGGCUGCCAGCUGCUGCUCGGGGUCAAGGGACACGCCUUCUGA
This is a messenger RNA of Elephantulus edwardii (Cape elephant shrew), 1327 nucleotides long. RefSeq names its product jun B proto-oncogene (gene JUNB). The transcript has a single exon. The record is from RefSeq and is a predicted model, not a curated record. Bases 287 to 1327 code for a protein of 346 amino acids. Lineage: Eukaryota; Metazoa; Chordata; Mammalia; Macroscelidea; Macroscelididae. Gene Ontology annotation, cellular component: transcription regulator complex. Gene Ontology annotation, molecular function: transcription factor binding; RNA polymerase II cis-regulatory region sequence-specific DNA binding; DNA-binding transcription factor activity, RNA polymerase II-specific. Gene Ontology annotation, biological process: regulation of cell population proliferation; regulation of transcription by RNA polymerase II; regulation of cell cycle.